CGUCCAUGGAUUUACCAAACGGGCACAGCAAACACAAGGGCGGAGUUUAAUAACAUUUCGAUACUUCACACUGCGAGGCAAACUGCUGCACGUCAAAAGAAAACAAAUAACAUGGAAACCGUUUAAUGUACACAGUUGUCUUUCAUUACAUAGAUAGACAACAGGUUUAUUUUCCUUCUCGAUACUCUUUUAACACAUUUUUUUUCCUCAGGGAAGUAGACGGUGUGCGCCUGUGCGUCCUUCUGUUUGUUGGUCUUCCACUAGGCCACUCUUAUAAUGGACAGAGAGCUUUUUAAAGUCGAUGACAACUGUGAAGAUCACUCCACUGCUGAACAGGGCAUGGAAAAAACACAAUGGUUCUUGGAGUCCACUGAGAAACCUGACGUUAAACAGUCAAAAUCCAUGCAGGAUAUGGGUUCUGGUUUAGAUGCAGAGGAGCUGGUUGAUGUUGAGAGCCAACCAACUCAUAAGCAGGGCGAUAGCAAUGAAGUCCUGGAAAAGAUUCCUGACACAGUGGCAGAGACACCUGGAGAAGAGGAAAAUACAAAACAAAAAGGACAAAAGAAGAAACCCAAAAAUCCAUUUAUGCCCCAGAGUGCAGCAAAGAACAAAACAACGCAGAAGAAGAAUGGAAACCAAAAUGGAGGCAGUGGCAGUGACCUUGCAGAGACUAAAGGCCAAAAGAAGUCCCUCAUGGAAUGGCUAGACGAGUUCCGUUUAAGUGAAAAUGAGAGAGAGGAUGAGGAGGAUCUUGAUGGCCUCAUGGAUUGGUGGAGCACUGUGGAACAAUGGGAGGACAUGCCCAAAAGCGACAACAUGACAGAGAAAGAGGAAGCCAAGGCUUUUGCUGUAACUGCUGAGAAGGUGCAAAAAGGCAUACGUGUGUUUAAUAAACUUUUCAACGAGCGAGCAGAAGGACUGUGGCAGCAUGUGAUCGACCUGCAUGCCAUUGCUGACGGCCUGGACCGAUUCAACAAGAAGACUAAAAUCGCCCAGAUCACCGGUGGCUCCACCAGCGCUGUGGGAGGUGUUGCUACCAUAACCGGCCUCAUCUUGGCACCUUUCACCAUGGGAACCUCUCUGAUUGUCACUGCGGUUGGCCUGGGAGUUGCCAUGGCAGGCGGGCUUACCUCUGCCUCUGCUGGGAUAUCCAGUACCGUCAACAACUCUAUGGAUCGCAAGAAGGUGGAGCGCAUUGUAGAAGACUACCAGACGAAGAUGGCUGACCUUAACAAAUGCAUGAAGUUCAUCAAACAAGGCAUUACAAACCUACGCAAGUUCAACCUGAAUAAGAUUAAGAAGCAUGGCUAUAAUCGAGACUUCCCUUGUUUCGACAAUAUCUAUGAGGACGGCGCCAUGGCGGGCAAAGCUAUUCUAACUAACGCCAAUGAGAUUAUGCGUGUGAUGCAGAUAGCCAAUGCAGCGGGAACAACUGCAGCACGCGCUGUGCAGAUUGCUAGUAUAUCUACAGGUGUUUUGACGGGGCUUUUUGUUGGGAUGGACAUCUACUUUGUGGCCAAGGACUCUCAUGAGCUUAAAAACGGUGCAAAGUCAGAAUUUGCUGCCAAAAUCAGAGAGGUGGCAGACCAGCUACAGGAGGGCUUAGUGGAACUCAACAGCAUCCGAAAUGAGUUGCACUUCACCACCACUCUGAAAGAAGACAAACUUCUGUAAACACUCCUCUCGACUCCACUAGAUGUUUAAAGAUUAUAUAACUAUACUGGCUUUCCUUAUUAGACAUCAAAGGAAAUUUGGGCUCUUAACUUGUUUUUAUGGCUUUAUCCACUGCUUGUUAGGGUAUAAUUAGGGGCCAAGCCCCAAAGGGGCUGUGCUGAAGCCCUUAGUGUUAUCCGUUAGUUUUCUUAUUAUUCCUCCCAAAAGGGAAUCUAUGGUAGCCCUAUCAACGGAACAUGAAAAAAUGAUUAAAUUUGGCACACUUGUAGUGAUGGUAAUGAAUAGUGAACUGACCAAUUUUGGAGUCUCUAGGACCAACUCUAUAGCGCCACCACAAGUUCAAAAAUUCACUUUUCUAAAGGUUACCUUUGAACCCUUUGUUCUAGAAAAAUGAAACUUAGUACACCUGAUUCCUCUCAUGCUCUCAUCACAUUCAACAUCUUACAUUUAAGACUCAAAAGUACAGUAUUCAGUUUUUUUUCGCUGCUCCUCCUUCAAAUUUUGUCCCAAUUCCUACAAAAAUUGGCUCUGAUGAUCUUUGGACCGAGCCGCACAGAAAUGACAGAUUGAUGUCUUAACGAGGCAUCAUUGUCUUAACGAACUUAACAAGGUUGACCCAAAAUUGGUCCAGAGGCUAUAUCUUGGCCAAACUUUGAGUAAUCAGAAUGAAAAUUGGUACGCUUCAUCGGAUCCAUGAUCAGUGGGUCUAUGCCAAUUUUGGGAACAGUGCCACCUACAGGUCAUGAAAAAUGGCUAUUUUUGCUCAUAACUGUUGAACAGUUUAUCAGAAAAUGAAAAGCUUGGUAUCUUGUGUCAUGCCGAAUCCGAGGAUACAGAUUUUUUCAGGAUUGAAUGAAACGUUGGUCAGCCAUGUUCAAUUUUGUCAUAACUUUCAAUAUCUUUUAAACGAUUUCAAAUAUCAACACAAAAUUUGGUAGGUAUCAACAUCAGAAUCUCCUGAAGGUACCUGAGAAGUUUGAACACAGCGCCACCUAGUGUUUCAAAUAUAUAAGGAUUUUUGCAAAAAGGCUUAUAACUUUUGAAAACAUUAUCCAAAAUUUGUUUUCUCUGUGUCACUCAGUUCCCUGGCUAAUGCCAAUUCUGACGAUGUGUCAUUUGUCAUUUUCCUUAAAUGUGCCUGUCCGCCAUAUUGAAGUAAAUGAAAAACAGUUUUUUUUUUUGCUACUCCUGUCCUACCUACUGUCCAAAAUUGGCUCAGAUGGUCUUUGGACUGAGCCUCACAGAAAAGACUGAACAGAUUUUUGAUAUUUGCUACCGUUCCCGAUAAAUAUCUCUCCAAAGUUGACCCUUCCUGUGUCUGUUGUCUUAUGUUAGUUAGCUUAGCAUGCUAACCAGUUGCCAUUCUUUCUAAUGUGGCUCUUUAGCUAUAAAGUUAACCAUAAGCUACAUUAGCACUAAGUUAGAAUAGCAUGCUAAUCUGGUUAAAAUAUUAAGUAAUGCUUUUGUGUGCUCAUUCUCACACUGAAGGUUCUCCUCGACAGUCUGGGGAACCAGCGUCAACUGAGUGCUGCAAUCAGUAAUGCCACAAGCCCUGAGCCUGCUUCUGUUUCAGGCAUUGUUUUUUUCUGAGAAUGAUCUCAUCUGAAAUUAUUAAAUAUAACAUGCGGUGUAUCUAUAUAUGAAUUCUUCAUUUUGACUUGAUUCUCACUUCCUCAGCAUCUGUAUGUAAGCACAUCUUCCCAGUGGUGCAACGAGAUGCGUGACAGGCACCUGACCAAGAGAUUGUGGGUUCUAGUCCUGUGUGGGGCAACUUUAUAAAAUUGUGUGCAAUGUUGUGUCAUUUAGAGCCAAUAGCUGCGGUUCUGCCUUCAAAACCUCAAGUCUCUGUAAAAUUAAACAAACUGUUGUAUGAGUGGCAUGCUGUUUAAAGCAACAGGCUUUAGUUUUGAAGAUUGUUUGAUCAAAUGUGUAGCAUGUGUUUAACCAUGUGAAUUGUGCAGUGUUCAAAAGUUUCCUAAUAAAAUCCAAUGUCCAAAAAAAAUGUCCAUAAGGGGCUUGGCCCCGUAAUUGCUGCUAGCAGCUAUAUUUUAUUUCUGCUUUUAUAAGACUAAAAGAAUAUGAACUAAUAUGGGCCUGAACUCAUGGUUAUCCCUAACAUAUUUUGUAAAUAUUUUUAACAUUAGUUAUUUAGACAUUAUUUAUUUAUUACAUUAGUUAUUUUAUUAGUUAUUUCUGUCUUGUAUUACAGCUAGAAUCUUGUAAUAGUCACCACAACUGUGUCUUAAAAUGUAUAUGAGUUUUCAAACAAAGAAUAUUGUAAUGGUUUAUGCUUAUUUCCUUUUGUAUUUAAAAUAAAUUGUUUUAUUCUAAAACUUUUUCCAAGGCAGUUUUAAUGUGACCUUUAUAUAACAAAAAAGUUGAAAUUUGUUAUAAUAAACCUGGUCUGAAGAAACA
Messenger RNA from Ctenopharyngodon idella (grass carp), 4089 nucleotides. RefSeq names its product apolipoprotein L, 1 (gene apol1). Gene Ontology annotation, biological process: lipoprotein metabolic process; lipid transport. The record is from RefSeq and is a predicted model, not a curated record. Bases 277 to 1674 code for a protein of 465 amino acids. The transcript is spliced from 11 exons. Lineage: Eukaryota; Metazoa; Chordata; Actinopteri; Cypriniformes; Xenocyprididae. Gene Ontology annotation, molecular function: lipid binding. Gene Ontology annotation, cellular component: membrane; extracellular region.